AUGUCUUCCAAACUCUCCGCAAUGCCCACUUCCCUCCAACACCGCGCCAGAGGCGACGGCCCCCAGAAGCGAGUCGACGAACUCGUCCGCAAGUACCGCCGAGUCAACAAACCCAGCUCCGUCAUGCUUGAGGUCUUCAAUGAUCCAAGUAGCUACUCCAUCCUAGCCGAUUCUCUCCGUCGCCACCUCGCGCUUGUCAAGUGCCGCUCGCAGGAGUUUGAGGACUGCCAGGUUACAAUCUACGACAGGGCUUUGCUCAUCCUCUCGGACUGCGGCGAGAGCGCGACGGACCCUGGCAUGCUGGAGCUCUACUUGACCGAGUUUCUGGGGAUUGUUCCGAUUGCACCCAUCGCGGAUGGCAAGAAAACUGUCUUGAACCAUGUCAGGCUGCAGAGUGUUUUGGACAGAGUUCAACUGACCCACAAGAACGAAGACGAGGACGCCAUGGUCCCAGCCCCAGCCCCAGCCCUAAGCACCGAAUACCAGCGUGGGCAGGAAGAAUCGCCCCCCUUUGAUAUCCAAGAGGAGUACGGACGCCACUUCCCCGAUCCAUAUCUCUAUGAGGAGGAGGAGGAGGAGGAGGCGGAGGAGGAAGAAGAAGAGGCAAUGUUCACCAUGGAGGCGAAACAAACAAGCAGGCCUGAUGUCCGGGCUACGCGACUCCUCGACGUCUACCACCAAGCCAAGGAAGACUACCUCACUACAAAAGCGAGGGAUGGCGUGGAGAGCCUUCCCGCAAUCCGCUUCCUCCGCGAUUCAGCGGAGAAUACCCUCCGGUACUUUCAUGAUAACGGGCUGUCUCAUGAUAGUGUCGUCCCAGAUCUGGAGCGCACCUUUGCCGUCGCCAGAGACAGGACGGCUCAGAUCCUUGGUGGUCGUAAGCGGCACUUUGACGAAGAUGCAGGAGGCCGGGGCAAGAGAGGCAGGAGGUCUCAUGCUCUUGGACCGCGUAAGCGACACCUUGAAGGGUAUAGCAAGGGUAGGAAGCAUCGGGGUGUGGACAACAACAGGAGAGCUCGCCCCAUUAUCGACUCUUACCGUCCCCCCCAAGGCCGCCAUUGA
Molecule: messenger RNA, 1062 nt
Organism: Aspergillus puulaauensis
Lineage: Eukaryota; Fungi; Ascomycota; Eurotiomycetes; Eurotiales; Aspergillaceae
Exons: 2
Coding region: 1-1062 (353 amino acids)
Source: RefSeq, a predicted model, not a curated record